CGUUUUCAGUGCACGUUGGAAUCUUGACGCGAGCGCGACGAUCACUCACAGUGUAAUACGUAGCGAACGAUUCGAAUAACUCACACCCCGUUUCCCUCGCAUUUUGUCAGCGAUUGUUUCUUGUGUGCGUGUGUGUGGCUUAGUUUGUGUGCGUGUGUGUGAUACUCUGUGCAUACACAUCUUUCAAUCCGUGUUGAUAGAUUGUCAGUUGACCAGAGAAGACACCUAAUAAACAUCUACCUGACCUUUGCCAAAGUCUCAGAGCGUCUGACAAUAUGAGAGAAAUAGUGCAUUUGCAGGCCGGCCAAUGUGGCAAUCAGAUUGGUUCAAAGUUCUGGGAAAUCAUCUCAGCGGAACAUGGCAUUGAUCCCAAUGGCUACUAUCAUGGCGAAUCGGAUCUGCAGCACGAACGCAUCGAUGUCUACUACAAUGAGGCGUCCAGCGGCAAGUAUGUGCCCCGCGCUGUGCUCAUUGAUCUGGAGCCGGGCACCAUGGACUCGGUGCGCCAAUCAACCAUGGGACAACUGUUCAGGCCCGACAACUUUGUUUUCGGACAGUCUGGAGCAGGCAACAACUGGGCUAAAGGCCACUACACAGAGGGCGCCGAGCUGAUCGAUUCGGUGCUGGAAGUGAUGCGUAAGGAGUCCGAGGGCUGCGACUGCCUGCAAGGCUUCCAGUUGGCGCAUUCACUUGGCGGCGGCACUGGCUCUGGUCUAGGCACUCUGCUCAUUUCGAAAGUACGCGAGGAAUAUCCGGAUCGCAUCAUGAACUCCUUCUCGGUGGUGCCCUCACCCAAGGUAUCCGAUACCGUCGUGGAGCCGUACAAUGCAACGCUCUCCAUACACCAGCUGGUGGAGAAUACGGAUGAGACGUUCUGCAUUGACAACGAGGCGCUUUAUGACAUCUGCUUCCGCACGCUGAAGCUCUCCUCGCCCACUUAUGGCGAUUUGAAUCAUCUGGUUUCCAUCACAAUGUCUGGCGUGACCACCUGCCUGCGCUUCCCCGGCCAGCUGAACGCUGAUCUGCGCAAGCUGGCAGUGAACAUGGUGCCCUUCCCGCGCCUUCACUUCUUCAUGCCCGGCUUUGCGCCGCUCACAGCCAAGGGCUCGCAGCAAUAUCGCGCUCUCACUGUUGCCGAGCUCACGCAACAAAUGUUCGAUGCCAAGAAUAUGAUGACCGCCUGCGAUCCCCGGCAUGGCCGUUACCUAACCGUCGCCUGCAUCUUCCGUGGACCCAUGUCCAUGAAGGAGGUGGACACACAAAUGCUCAACGUGCAGAGCAAGAACAGCAGCUACUUCGUCGAAUGGAUACCCAACAAUGUGAAGGUGGCCGUCUGUGACAUUCCGCCACGCGGGCUCAAGAUGGCAGCCACAUUCAUUGGCAAUACGACAGCUAUUCAGGAGAUCUUCAAGCGCAUCUCCGAACAGUUUACGGCCAUGUUCCGCCGCAAAGCCUUCCUGCAUUGGUACACUGGCGAGGGUAUGGACGAAAUGGAGUUCACCGAGGCGGAGAGCAACAUGAACGAUCUGAUAUCCGAGUAUCAGCAAUACCAGGAAGCAACCGCCGACGACGAUGUCGAAUUCGACGACGAGCAGGCCGAGCAAGAGGCUUACGAGUCAGAAGCACUGCAGAAUGGCGGUGCCUAAGCAAGUACUCGUCAUAAUCGAGUAUUACUGUUAUCUGUAGCUAGGUUUACAAACGUGUAGACACAGCUAAUGAAAGUUAAUAAACA
Drosophila hydei is the source of this 1732-nucleotide messenger RNA. RefSeq names its product tubulin beta chain (gene betaTub97EF). NCBI's taxonomy places the organism in Eukaryota, Metazoa, Arthropoda, Insecta, Diptera, Drosophilidae. The coding region runs from base 276 to 1646 and encodes 456 amino acids. The transcript is spliced from 7 exons. The record is from RefSeq and is a predicted model, not a curated record. Gene Ontology annotation, biological process: mitotic cell cycle; microtubule cytoskeleton organization. Gene Ontology annotation, molecular function: structural constituent of cytoskeleton; GTP binding; GTPase activity. Gene Ontology annotation, cellular component: cytoplasm; microtubule.